This is a messenger RNA of Malassezia pachydermatis, 2352 nucleotides long. RefSeq lists its product as hypothetical. Bases 1 to 2352 code for a protein of 783 amino acids. Gene Ontology annotation, biological process: DNA damage checkpoint signaling. The transcript has 6 exons. NCBI's taxonomy places the organism in Eukaryota, Fungi, Basidiomycota, Malasseziomycetes, Malasseziales, Malasseziaceae. The record is from RefSeq and is a predicted model, not a curated record.
AUGGAAGAUGACAUCGAUGAGAGUUUUCACGAUGAUUGGUGGGACUCACUGGCCAUUGAUCAGGUAACUGAGUCGCAGCUGCAAGCAGCAGAGAAUGCCGUGCCCUCCUCCUCCUCUCAAGCACUACCUGCGUCACUGCCGAUUUCUGUGAGCGAACUUCAAGCACAGCUACACGAGCUUCGUCGACAAUAUGAAACACAGAGCCAAACUAUAGAGGAUCUUCGGAAGAAGACACAACAGCAACAGGGCGAGAUCUCUGUGGUCCGAGCGAACUGGAAUCGCGUACAGCAACAAAAUGUCGGCCUGCAGCACCAGCAGAGCCAAAUGGAGCAAGAACAUCGGAAAAAGCUGGAGGCACUCCAGCAGGAAAAUCGCAGGCAGCUCGAACGUCUAGAGACCGCGGCGGCGUUUCGCCGCAUUGAGCAAGAUACGCAUCGUACGACGUGGCCCUCGACCGUGCGUCGUCAAGCCGCUGUUAUGCUGGAUCAUACCACACAUUCGCUGAUGCAAGACAAAAUAACCACGCCUACGAAAAGCCGAAUGGUUCGUAACGCGAAAGGACUGGAUACCCUGUCGCCACAUACGCUAUCGCACCGAAAGCGGCCUGCUUCAGAGAUGAGUGAACAGGAAAGUCCUUCGAAGCGACAAAGUAAAAAAGCAGCAACCACUGGUGUAAAAGCGUUUCCUCGCUUCGAUAACUCGUUCGUGUCUGGAGCCCCAGAGGCCUUGCCAGCAGCCAGCUCGUCGCCGCCGCGAUUGCGCCUGGAGUCCGCCUCUCCUACCCCGUCGCCGGAGCUGCAGCCGAUGCAGAGUGCUAUGGAAGAAUCGGAUGCUGUUGCAUUUGUCCUUACGAUGCUCUUCAGCUUGCAGUCGCGCUGGGUCACGCAGGUCCUUUACCAGCCUUCCCGUUGGCUGGAUCCGUCGGAGACCAUACCUGACGCAACAGCUGCCCGAACAGAGCCGCUUGUGCUGCGUCUGCUACACUAUCGACUUCCACCCUCGGCCCCCGUUGCGCUUCAACAGAGAUGGACGCAUGCUGUCGAGCAGCUAUGGCAAUGCCUCGUGCAUGCAAAUUCGUUCCCUGCGUUGGUAUCGGACUAUGGUCCUUCCAUUCAAGCGUCGCUGGAAGGCGUGCAUGAUCUGCCGGCCACAAAUACUCAUCCUCAGAUUCGACAAGUCCUUGAAACGGCAUGGGAACGCCAGUCCAUGUAUUUGUAUGGCACUGUCGCAGCAGCUCUGCGAACUAUGACGGGCCUAUUGCUGCGUAUGCGCUUGCUAUGUGGUGUGAGUCGCCUACUAGAGUGGAUGAUCUCGUUGGGCGUGGCGCAUCCGCCCUUUGUGCGGUACCUCAUGAUCCGUCUACGGUACUUGCCGUGGAACAAGGAGCCUACCCUUCCGACUCAGCCCUCCAGUCAGCCAGACACACCGAUCUCAGCAACUUCAACACCGCAGUCUCGAGUCAUGGCAGACGAUGCAACGCCAGUCCACUUAGUUUCGAUCCUCGUCACCGGUGUGCAAGAGGCCAUGCCAGGCGCCAGCGAGGACAAAGCAACGCGAUCUGCUUUGUUGGUCACCAUUUCACGCCUAGUCCGUAUGCUUGCUUGGACACUAUGGCCUUCAGGUCUGCAUGACCUAUAUCCCAUACUCCAAACGCCUGGCAUUUGGCUAACUCUCCUUGAUCCCUAUACCACGUGCUCUACGAUGCUCGAGCAUACCCUGCAAGCAAUGAUCCAGUUCUUGCAUGAUCCUGUGACCUGGAACAUGUGCCUGUCGACGCAGUUUGAUACCCAGCGGCAAUCGCACAUUCCCUCUCGCUUGAGUCAGACGCGCUUCCCAUUGAUGGACUUGCUGGCAAAGCACCUUGUCGAUCGACGUGGCGACUCAUCGCCGCAGGCCCUUCAUACCAUUCAUCUGAGCAUUGUACAGCUUCUUACGCAAGCAGCUCGAUGGCCUGAUACCGCCGUGAUCCUUCUUGACUCAACGCCGCUUCUGCCUGCUCUGAUUCAGUGCUUACAAUGGGAUGUCCAAGCGAUUUGGAAUCAGGAGCCGACGCCGCACUCUCGCAGCCUCGCAUGGGCCGAAAGUGCUUUGGAACGUGUCUGUGUAAGCAUCCAUUUCUUGCACGAGCUGUACGUGCCGGAGGGCCAAGCCUCUCGCAAUCUCGCCGAGAAGCUCAUAUCCCCGCCGGUUCAAGCGGCGCUCAAUGGCAUUCGGUACGCGUUCGUGGUCGCCGUUGCCCGCAUUGCCUUUGCGUCGGAACCCGAUUGGCUCGUCGCCCCUGGCGCGCCAGAAUGCCGUGGGCGUAUGCGCACGCAGCUAGAAAGUGCCGCAGGUACGUGGCUACCUACGUGA